AUGACUGAGGGUCGUCUAGCAGAGCUGAGCCCCAGUCUGUCUCAGAUUGUGCUCCACACAGCUCUAGUGGUCCACCAGUCUCCAGCUCCUGAGGUCGACCUCCUGAGGACCCUGUGCUUCAGUCCUGGAAAGGCCAAGGACUUUGAGGCCCGUUUCUCCAGUGUGCACAAUAACAUUCUCAGAAAGGGAGGCAGGGAGACACUAGCCCAGAUAGUCUACAGCCGAGUGCCUGAGCUGAAGGACCUGCCAACAACAGGCGUGUUUAACCUCCCCCUGAUGUGGAAGUUCGAGCAGAGGAUGACCAUUCAGCUACUCAGCCGCCUGAUUGAGCAGAAAGAUGAGAGGAAAAACCUGUCUGUGCUCUCAGAGAUCCUGAAAAAUUCUGUCCACAUACGGCACAUCAAACAUCUGCCUCAAGUGCUGAACCUGCAGCACACAAUGAUGCGUCACUUUCGAAAUGUGGAUCUGCAAUGCUACGAGGAUGUGAAAAUUGGGACCUUCAUUAAAGAGAAUAUUUCAGACGUCAAGAUUCCCAUAGAGUGGAAAAACAAGACAGAGAAAGACUUGAGGAUACUGGACCUCUUGCCUAGGAAAGAUUCAGUCAUGUACACCUUGACAGAUUAUCUUGUCAGAAUGCAGAAUGACUGUAUAAACUGCGCCAACCCCGGAGAGAACAGACGCUUCAGCACUAGUGAAAUCAAGCCUUCCCAUGUCAUUGACUGCACCCCUGAGCAAGACUUCUUGACCAUUGCGAUGUCCAACAUUGACCAUGUGGUGUGUGAGGAUGGGACAGAAAGCACCAACUACAACUUUAAGAGCCUGGAGAGGCAGAUAGUCGACCGGUUCUUCACAGAGAAACCCAUCAUCAAUGUCAAUACAAUUCCCUUGUUUGAGGACAACACCAGAACAACCCUUCGGGCUUUCUUCAGCACAGUGAAGGAAAAGCUGGAGCCUUUGAACACCAAUGACCAGAACUGCAUCUUGAAUGACUUCAGGUUCCUGAAUGAGAUCUCAGCUGCCCUCUCUACACUGAGAAUUGCCAUUGGGUUUAUGCAGCUGGCAUUCCCUGAUGCAGAGGAGUACCUUGUGCACUACCUGAGUAAAGAGCUCAGGCUCGAGGAUAGAACACAUACCCUGAGCUUACCGGUGCUGAGAACCAGCAGGGUGAAGCACAUCCAGUCUCUCUGGGAGGUGCUUUCUCUGAGGCAGUCCUCCCUGCUCACUGAGAUGAAUCAGAAUCCGUUCUUCAUGAUCGAGGGUGGUUUUCAUGAGUCGUUUUCUGAGGAGCAGAAGAAGGAAAUCUCCCCCAAACUGGCCAACCUCACCAAACUGGACCUCUUCGUUACAGAGCUGCACUACGUCAUCAUGAACAUUAAUUUGAAUGACAUCAAGCACGACUGGAGGUGUGUGUUAUUUGAUCUGUUUAUUCUUCAGCACACGUGCAUUAUUCACUGCAGUUUCACUAUAAUGCACUUUCCCUUUUCAAUUUCAGUGUCCAAAUAA
Messenger RNA from Clupea harengus (Atlantic herring), 1503 nucleotides. RefSeq names its product E3 ubiquitin-protein ligase RNF213-like. The coding region runs from base 1 to 1503 and encodes 500 amino acids. Lineage: Eukaryota; Metazoa; Chordata; Actinopteri; Clupeiformes; Clupeidae. Gene Ontology annotation, molecular function: ubiquitin-protein transferase activity; ATP hydrolysis activity. The record is from RefSeq and is a predicted model, not a curated record. The transcript has 9 exons.